This is a messenger RNA of Lingula anatina, 2069 nucleotides long. Its product is annotated as neuronal acetylcholine receptor subunit alpha-10-like. The record is from RefSeq and is a predicted model, not a curated record. Lineage: Eukaryota; Metazoa; Brachiopoda; Lingulata; Lingulida; Lingulidae. Gene Ontology annotation, cellular component: postsynaptic membrane. Gene Ontology annotation, biological process: monoatomic ion transmembrane transport. Gene Ontology annotation, molecular function: transmembrane signaling receptor activity; acetylcholine-gated monoatomic cation-selective channel activity.
UUCUGGUUGACAGGUUUCUUAUUUCAAUGUUUUUCAAAAUAAUAUAAACCGCAAUAAUGCUCGGUCGACUGUGUGUCGCAGGGAAACCGCAGUUGCUCCAAGAUUAACGUCGCUGUCAACCAAACCACACGAAGUAAUAACUUUAUGUAUUGAGUGUUCCCAAUCGUGUGACAGGUUCAGUGUAGCCGUUUUUCAGGCCGCUCGGGUGAUAGGGAGAACGCGAGGGCGUGCUGGUCAAACUCACGAUAGAACUGCAGGCUUACGCACAUGUUAAGUAUUGUAUGAAGACGUAGGCACGGUCGCGAGAAGUUGAGCAACAUACAUUGUACCUACUAGUACCUGUUCAAGGAGAAAUCGAUUGUCACAACGGAAGUGGACACAAACGGCUUUGCCCUAGGAAGGUAUCCACCUACUACCACGCAGUUCAUGAUACUAGUUUCACCGUAAAUAAAACAUAACCGAGUGAGACAGGGAUUGACGUUUUUGAGGAUUGUCAGACAAAUCUCGUUAAAAAAAUGAACUGGAGGAUAUUAAUCUUCAUAUAUAAUUCAUUCUUACUUAUAGGAUCAACAUUAUGUGAUGAGCUGACAGCUGAAACCAGACUUAAAAUAGACAUGCUGAAGAAUUACAGCGUCACUUCUCGGCCGGUCGCAAAUCUUUCUCAACCCGUCCUUCUGAAAGUGGGGAUUGCUCUGAACCAGAUUAUUGAUCUUGACGAGAAGAAUCAAGUUAUGCUCAGUAGUAUUUGGCUAAGACUGUCAUGGAAAGACGAGUUUUUCCACUGGAACGAAAGUGAAUACCAAGGCUUGAAAGAGAUACGUAUGCCGACAUCGGAAAUAUGGAAACCGGAUUUAACGUUAUACAACGACGUUCGAGAGGAGGAGCGGCCCUUGGAUCGUUAUUCGGCCGUUAUCUAUCCAGAUGGCACGGUCUUUUGGCUGUUCCCAGUCAUCCUGAAGAGUUACUGUAAACUGGAUGUCACUUACUUUCCAUACGACCAACAAAAUUGCCCCUUCAAAUUUGGUUCAUGGGGUUAUCAUGGCUUCCAACUGGAUGUCACCAAUAGAUCGGUGUCUGGAGACAUGUCUAGUUUCAUUGACAAUGGGGAGUGGGAAUUGGUGGAUAUUCCAGUACGACGCCAUGAAAUAUAUUACGGAUGCUGUCCCGAGCCCUAUCCUGACGUCACAUUCUACGUGAUCAUCAAGAGGCGUUCACUAUAUUAUAUUUUCAACAUCGUUCUACCUUGUAUUCUAAUCGUUUCUAUUGCCCUUGUUGCGUUCUACCUGCCUCCAGAGUCUGGAGAAAAAGUGUCUCUGGUCAUAACAGUUCUACUUGCUCUGACCGUCUUCAUGUUGUUGAUUGCUGAAAUCAUGCCGCCGCAGUCAGAGGUUGUCCCGCUAAUCGGACAAUACUUUGUGGGCGCCAUAUCCCUCCUGUCCUUGUCAACGGCUCUGACGGUGUUUGUAAUGAACCUGCACUACUCUGGUAACCACGGGAGACCCGUCCCUAACUGGUUAAGAAAGCUCACUUUUCAUUGGAUAGCUAGAAUUGUCUGUAUGACGAAAAUAGUCAAAAGAAAAAUGCAGGUCCAUCCAGUUUGCCAGCUAGAAAAUGGAAAUGUCAGUCCGAAGAAAAAAUCCCCAAAGAAACCAAAGAAGCGCCAAAAGAAAUCUGACAUACUAGCCAAAAUCUCAGACGGCAUUACUCUCUCUCCUCAACCUACUCUUUCUCCAAUUCGCGCACCAUCCUCUCUCUCAAACGGUGGUAUUUGCUGUGGAAUGGCGAACAACAUCGGUGGAGGAAUCGAAGAAACUAACAAUCUCCUAAAUCAAAUUUUGACUCACAUAACCUAUCUUGGUGCCACAGCGGCGGACUACAGGAUGCUACGUGGCGUGGAGUCAGAGUGGCACUUAGUUGCUAUCAUUAUCGAUAGACUGUUGCUUAUGAUAUUCGCUCUCAUGACGCUUAUUUUAACGUUGUUCUUUUUGUGUUUUCAACCAAGUUAUGAGUACUCCGUGGAUUAAUUUUUUACAAUUGUCGUCAAAUGAGUCUCCGUGCUGUCAUAUUUC